Molecule: messenger RNA, 651 nt
Organism: Mesorhabditis spiculigera
Lineage: Eukaryota; Metazoa; Nematoda; Chromadorea; Rhabditida; Rhabditidae
Source: the annotation of a GenBank genome assembly
AUGUCCGGCGGAUACGAAAGCUCGAGCCUGGCGCAGGAUGACGUGGUGAGGCUGCUCGCGACCUACACGCACAUCGGCACCACGAACGUCGACCACCAAAUGGAGCAGUACAUCUACGCACGACGCGCUGAUGGCACCCACAUCAUCAACUUGAAGCAAACCUGGGAGAAGCUGCUGCUGGCCGCCCGUGCCAUCGCAGCCGUCGAGAACCCAGCUGAUGUCGUCACGGAAGCUUCGUACGCCAACGUGCCGAUCAUCGCGUUCACCAACUCUGAUUCGCCGUUGAAGCUGAUCGACAUCGCCAUUCCGUGCAAUAACAAGGCCGCACAAGCUGUUGGUCUGAUGUGGUGGCUGCUCGCUCGCGAGGUGCUCAUUCUACGUGGCAAGGUGUCUCGUGAUGGACCGUUCCUGAUUGAGAACACCGAGAUCAUGCCGGAUCUCUACUUCUUCCGCGACCCAGCCGAGAUCGAGAAGGAGCAAGCCGCCGAAGAAUUCGAGGCCGGUCAACAAGAAGCCAUCACCACCGAGGUUCCACUCGACUUCACCGCUGCCCCGGAUAUCAAGGACUGGGCGGCCGAGGCCAACGCCGACAACUGGAAUGGCCAGCCGGCCGGUCAAGAAUGGGGACAAGCCCCCGCGGUCAACCAAUGG